Molecule: messenger RNA, 1127 nt
Organism: Meloidogyne enterolobii
Lineage: Eukaryota; Metazoa; Nematoda; Chromadorea; Rhabditida; Meloidogynidae
Source: the annotation of a GenBank genome assembly
UCACAUUCAGUGUUUGAAAAUUUAAAUUUUCUCGCAUUUGUUCUUGGCCCGUUUUAUUUUGUCAUAUUCAUACCUGCCUACUUUUUUCUCGUAACCGUACCGCCCACAUUUUUGGCUUCACAACUUUCUAGUUUUUCGAGUACAAUUAUAAAUUUCGGUGCGAGCUACCUUAACAGUGAUCACAUCCUGUUUUCCCGGCUACGCGCCUUUGGGGAUAAGACUUUUGGGGACCCGACGGUUGAAACGAUUUUUGUGGACCCGACCAUUGGCGAUCCGACACCUACAUAAGUUUUUUUCUAGACUUUAAACUUUUCAACUUCGGGUCCCUAAUUGUCGUGUCCCCAAAUGUCUUUUCCACAAAUAUCGCGCCACGGUUUUUCCCAUUUAUUACAGUUUAGGCAUUUUGUAUUUUAGGCAUUUUGUACAUGGAUUUUAAAAUUAUGAUAAAAAAAUUUUCUUUUAAAUUAAAAAAUUUUAUACAUUUCUAGAUUUUAAAAUUUUUUAUUAAAUUAACUAAAAUGUUUUUCUCCCCAAAAUUAAACUCUAAAGCAAAAAAUGUUUAUGAUGUAGCCAUUGUUGGUGGGGGAAUUGUUGGGUGUGCUACUGCUGCCCACCAAAGCGGUCACAACAGCGGUGUUCUACAUUCGGGCAUUUAUUAUGUCCCCGGUAGCCUUAAAGCACGCCUAUGUGUCAAAGGCAUCGACAUGGCUUAUAAAUUUUGUGAUGAAAAAUCGAUUCCCUACAAAAAAUGUGGAAAGUUGAUUGUUGCUUUGAAUGAGGGGGAAAUUGUUGGACUUGAGAAUCUUUUCGAUCGUUCACAAAAAAAUAAUUGUCGGGAUAUUUCUGUUGUAGAUGCUGCCAGGAUACGAGAAAUUGAGCCUCAUUGUCAGGGUAUAAAAGCCAUCUGGUCUCCCCAUACAGGAAUUGUUGAUUGGGCCGUAGUCACUUUAAAAAUGGCAGAAGAUUUUAAACAAAUGGGCGGGGAUAUUGAACUUGGAUGGACUUUAAAUAAAAUUGUUGAAUCGAAUAAUCCACAGACUCCAAUUAAAUUAAUUGAUUCUAAAGGAAAGGAGGUUUUUAAAUUUUUGAAUUUUUUGGGGGGAAAAUUUAGUAAGGAAUAUUUCUGA